CAGUGUUUCACUGGCCAUCUUUCGGCUUCCUUCGAAAAAUACCACACCUGUUCCUCACAUAAUAUGAUGUCUUUACCAUGCGAGUGGUAGGCUCUUGUUGUACUGUCGACGACCUCGUAGUAACGAGACGUCACUAGGCGUCUUCCAGCGGUUAGAUGUGGCCUCCAGCAAGCUAACGCGUGCAUUUCGGAACCAACUGCCCAUCCGACCCUCGUACUCGCCAUCUCCACCGACUUUACUCGUUGUCCAUGGUCUUUUUGUGGAUUCAUUUUACGCUGCACCUCAAUGUUUUCCCUUACGACUGUAUUUCUCACUAGCCGCCGGCUCAACUGAAAAGCACAUUGCAUUUGGCAUUGCUGGCGUCCACUUGCAAACGCAUUAGGAAGAAAUGUUAUUUGUCAGUCACCAUGAAUCGAGUGAUACGAAAACGGUUUGCUUUUCUGGGCAUUUCCCUUGCGUUGGAAACUGUAGUUGUCGGGGUCUCAGGUGCACAACAAACUCGUGUCAGUUCAGUCGAGAUUACACACACCUAUGCACCUCCUUUGCGCCCUAGAGUCCACGGUGCAGGACCGUCAGGGUUACAAGCUCAAGUUCCUGCCCAAGCCCUACCAGACAUUAUUACUGGAUCUCACAAGAUUCAUACACCAGGCCUCAUUUCGCUUCGAGAAUACGCUUCAAGCACAAGGCCCGCGUCCACUGCUCAGCGGGCUGUGGUUUCGGGCCUCCCUUUUAACGUUCGAAGAGUUACCACCGGUGGGAGCCUUCGUGGAAAUCAAAGUGAAACGAAAACUGAAGACAGGGGUAAUAUGAAGGAAACAGAGACCUUCACACCUCAGCUACACCAAACUCAUGCGUCUGAAAGUGAAACUGGCGUAGUCGAAGCAGAGAGACCAGAGUCAACAAGCGCCGCUUUCCCCACGGACAACACGGCCCAGCACGCUACAGAAUCAGGUGAAGUGCAUCAAGAUAAAACACGUGAAAAAUUAAGAAGUCCACCACAGCGCGAUUCAACAAAUCUACUCGAUUCCGAAAAGCAAAAAGGAUCGUUCAAUGAAGCCAAGAGCACCCGGCAAGAGGUCGUCGGCGAGGAAGCCAAGCAGCCGGCAACCCGCGAGGAAGUGGACGAGCCCUUAGCUGUGAAAGAGGUGAUUCGCAUGAAAGGAGAACAAAACCGAAAACGUGUUCAUAUAAAAAAGGCACCCUACAUCAAUGCUCCAAAUAGAAAACUGGAAAAAGGAUCCCGCAAGGCUGAGGAUGCUGACGCCUGUUGUGGCAUCGAGGAAACGGAAACAAGAAUGAGUGACGCUUCACUUAGUAUGCUGUACUACUUCAAUCCUGACUCGGUCAUGGAGUUUCACACUGUUUCUCUGCUGCUUCCUGACGGCAAGACCUUCUUGGCUGACGUCGAGUCCGUGGUUCGUGACCCACCGCCAACGGAGGAUGACCAGCACCCCAAAUCUGUCGCUCAUCUCUCCGGGGGGUACACGCUCACCCUCAGUUUAGACGGCGUCACGCUAGAAGAUGGUGAUGACGACGAAAUAGCCUCUUGGGGAGCUGAGAGAGUUCUGUACCCGGUCAUCUUGGAAGAGGUAGCGAUACGUGACGCUUCUGCUGUCGCUGUCCAGGCAACGCGGGCAGGGUCGCUUUCGAAUGAUGCGACUUCUACCGUUCCCGUAUCUCACCCAGAAACCCGUUUCCUUCAGGAAAAAAGUGCAUCAGAUACACAAGAUAAUUACGAUGCAUCAGUCACAGCAGGUCUGGCGACAGAUUUUGGCAGCAAGACGAAAGGCGGAGAGGCUGAUUCUUCCAGUGUUUACUCAGCAGGACCGGUAGGAUUCGGCGAGGCAGAGCGCAGUGCAAAUGUAGCAAGGAAGAUCGUCCGCGUUCUGGCCGUUUCCCGAGGAAAUAUCGGAACUGUUCGCAUCAGCACGACUCGUAGUGUUGCCCCAGGCAUGUCAGCCUUCACGUGUGUGUUUCGAACGGGUAUCUACGGUGACUUCGACCCUUGCAACACUCCCGCCGUCAUUGCAGCUAACUUCUUUACACCUCUCACAGCCAGCAUCAUCGGAGGGUUUUGAAUAUCUCAUAUUCCAAGAGUUGUGACCUGGAACCGUGAGGAGCAUUGGGCAAAUAUCGCGCCGCCUCUUCGUAGAGGCACAUUUGAAUCCGGUUCCAUUUCUCAGUGAAAACGCGAACUUUGUACGAUGUUAUUCGUAUGAAAGAGCGCCUGUUUUCCAUCCCUUUACGGCUGUUUUCCGUUCGCGACCCCACCAGAAACUUUGCUCCCCGUAAAGGCGAACGAAAACCUGG
Molecule: messenger RNA, 2310 nt
Organism: Toxoplasma gondii ME49
Lineage: Eukaryota; Apicomplexa; Conoidasida; Eucoccidiorida; Sarcocystidae
Exons: 1
Coding region: 408-2078 (556 amino acids)
Source: RefSeq, a predicted model, not a curated record